GGGCAGGGCCUGGGAUUUUUGCUACCAGUUCUCCGAACCACCAGCCGCCAUCACUACUGGAUCAGGCGAGUCAGUUCGAACCGGGAGCAUUUCACCCUGGUCUGGGAGUUGAAGUCCACAAGUCUUAAAGUUGCCAAGGUAGGAGACCCCUGAUCUAGAUCAUGGCCAUUAUUUGCAUUGUUUAUUUAAAUUGGUUAGAGCUUCCCUCUCUGCAAGACUUGGGCUUUCCUGAUGCAAAAAUAAUAAAAGUGAUUAAAAACAUACAUCGACAUAGAUAUAUAGGAGAGCCCCAAACUGCAGACUGGGAUUUUCUAUAGGAUUUUGUGUGGGGGACAAGGGUAAGAAGAAGUGGUGGUGGUUGUUAGUCUGACAUUAGCAUACAGGUAGACCUCAACAUACGACCACAACUGAGCCCAAAAUAUAUGGUGUUGCUAAGCGAGAAAUUGGUUAAAUGAGUUUUGCCCCAUUUUACGACUUGUCUUGCCACAUUUGUUAAAUGAAUCUGGCUUUCCCAUUGACUUUGCUUGUCAGGUCACAAAAGGCAAUUAUGACUCCUGGGCACUGCAACCGUCAUAAAUGUUAAGUCACUUGUCAAGCGUCCAAAUGUAAAUUCCGUGACCAUGGGGAUGUUACAACAUUUUUAAGUGUGAAAAAUAGUCAUAAGUCACCUUUUUCACUGAUGUAUCUUUGAAUGGUCACUAAAUGAACCGUGGUAAGGACUACCUCUAUCUGGAUAAUGGACAUUAAUUGCAUUAUUUAUUUCAAUUGGUUAGAGCUUCACUUUGUGAAAGUCUCAGGGGCUUGAUGUAAUGCAAAAACAAUAAAAGCGAUUAAAAAUAUAUCAACAUAGAUAGCUUGCCUAGGAGAGCCCCAGAUUGGUAUUUUCUAUAGAAUUCUGUGUGCGAGGCAAGUGUAAGAAGAGGUGGUGGUUGUUGUUGUUGUUGUUCAAUUGCUAAGUCAAGUCUGAGUCUUUGCAGCCCCAUGGGCAAUAACAUGCCAGGCCCCCGUCCUCUACUGUACAUAGCAGAAAUAACCAGAUUUAAAGUACUAAGAACUAAAUAACUUUCCUGACUUCUAGGCAUCUGCUCACUUUCACGUGCCUGUCAAAAUGGACUAUGAAAUGGUGUAUCCCAAUAAAUCUAUUAGAAUGGAAACACGCACACUCCAAUCUCCGUUUUGCAGUUUCAGAGCUGCCAUUUACAGAUUUGUUACGGCUGUGAUUGACGAGAACAUAUGCCCGUUCUAAGGUUUCUCUGAUGAAGCGCUAAAUAUGUUUGGUUUUUUUGCAGCUUCUGGCUGGGCUUCCAGACCAGCUGGUUAGACUUUUUUUAAGUGUUUUUGUCUGACAUGACACACCGCAGUGUCAUGCCUGGGAUGCUUCUGGUUUCUAUCAGCUGAUUCAGUUUUUCUGGGUUUUGGAGGAGGGGGUUGACUUUAGUUGUAUAUUUAAGAAGGCUGAGAAAAGAAUUUAAAUUUGGUUUUUCUCUGCUGUCUUCAUUCUAAAUCCUACUUCUGUUCAUCUAGUUGGCUAUAAAGUGGAUCAGAAGCCCUGGUUUUCAUAUCUUGAUAGCUGACUUAGAUGAUCGCUGUAAGAAAUAUGAAUCCUAGUCAUUUAAUCUCUCUUUUAUCGUAUUUGUUUUAGGUCGGGACAUAUCCUAACCAUUUUAAAUGACAGCUACCAGAUGUGUGCUGUGGAAAUCAAAUAAUUAAUAGGUGGUAAACAAUAAGUUAACAUGUGUACCUAAAUUUCUGUCACCUAGUGGUUGUAUGAAUGUUUGCAGCUCAAAUCUGAUAUCCCUACCAUUAUGAAUGAGCAUCUUUUCAAUUUGAAAUUUGCUGCCAAGGAGCUUAACAGAAAUGCAAAAAAGUGUGAUAAAGAAGAAAAAGUUGAAAAAGUCAAGAUUAAAAAGGCAAUUCAGAAGGGUAACACGGAAGUGGCAAGAAUCCAUGCGGAAAAUGCCAUCCGACAGAAGAACCAAGCAAUCAACUUCCUGCGCAUGAGCGCCCGGGUAGAUGCGGUGGCAGCGAGAGUGCAGACGGCCGUCACAAUGGGCAAAGUAACGAAAUCCAUGGCUGGAGUAGUUAAAUCAAUGGAUGCUACGUUGAAAAGUAUGAACUUAGAAAAGAUUUCUGCCCUGAUGGAUAAAUUUGAACAGCAGUUUGAAACCUUAGAUGUUCAGACAGCACAGAUGGAAGACACCAUGAGCAGUACUACCACACUGACAACACCACAAAACCAAGUAGAUAUGCUCCUUCAAGAAAUGGCUGAUGAAGCUGGGCUUGAUCUGAAUAUGGAGCUACCUCAGGGACAAACAGGUUCUGUUGGCACAAGUGUUGCUUCAACAGAACAGGACGAGCUCUCACAAAGACUGGCACGCCUCCGCGAUCAAGUCUGAGGGGGAGUCACACCUGCAGCAUUGUACAUAUGCUUCCAGCUGCAUUCUCUGUACAUAUUUUGGGGCCUGACCAGGAUUUCUGUCAAGAUGUUUAAAUAACACACUAGUGCAGGGGUCUCCAACCUUAGCAACUUUAAGACAGCAAAGCCGGCUGAGGAACUCUGGGAGUUGAAGUCCACAAGUCUUGAAAGUUGCCAAGGUUGGAGACCUCUGCACUAGUGAACACCUCUCUCUCUCCCCCCACACACUUUGCUGUGCUUUCCUAAAUGCAUCUGACUCAGUAGUGUUGUGCCAUAAGUGCAUUUUCUAGGUCUGUAAUUGUACAUUUUGAAGCUGAAGGUUAUAUUUUUGCAGAUCUCUUUUUCAAUGAUUAAAAUGUUGGUUUUAUCGGAUGUCGCCGCAGGUAAUCAAACAGAAAGAACAGCUUGUACAAUUUUUAAGUUAUAUAACACGUUUUUUAAAUUAUGGAUGAUGUUUGCAAUUAAAUCCCUAAGAUGGUGUCUACAUGAUUCACGUGGUGUCACAUUAAUUAUCAAUAGGAUAAAAUACGUGUGUGUGUAUCCACCAGUAUUACAUCACUGGAGAAUCUUUCCAAGGCCCAUUACUUGUCAUGACACUUAAAAAUCAAGCAAUAUUUAUGCUGUCCUUAUAACCUGAAACUUAUAUUGCUAUCAACAGUUCAGUACCAAAGGAAUAAAAUAUAUUUUCAACGCUUUUGCCUAAUUUCCUUAAAAAUAUACAUGACGCUCCUGAGACAGUAAAGAAAACUAACCAAAACAUCAAAUUUGAAAUGCCAUUUUAAGAUUGUGGUAUUGUUGGAUCUGAUUGCUUUCUGCUGUGAGUGGGAACGAUCAACUGAAUUACAUCAGGAAGGAAAAUGAAAAAAAUGUGAGCAUACGUCUGAAGUAUUCCAUGAAGUAUGCUUCAAUUCUGUCUUUGUAUCUCUGCUUAAAACAAAUGGUAAGAUAAAGAUAUCUUCAACUCAAA
Ahaetulla prasina is the source of this 3383-nucleotide messenger RNA. RefSeq names its product charged multivesicular body protein 1B (gene CHMP1B). Gene Ontology annotation, biological process: endosome transport via multivesicular body sorting pathway; protein transport; late endosome to vacuole transport. Gene Ontology annotation, cellular component: multivesicular body; ESCRT III complex. The transcript is spliced from 8 exons. The record is from RefSeq and is a predicted model, not a curated record. The coding region runs from base 1806 to 2396 and encodes 196 amino acids. Lineage: Eukaryota; Metazoa; Chordata; Lepidosauria; Squamata; Colubridae.